Messenger RNA from Solanum tuberosum (potato), 1774 nucleotides. RefSeq names its product premnaspirodiene oxygenase-like. The transcript is spliced from 2 exons. Gene Ontology annotation, molecular function: iron ion binding; monooxygenase activity; oxidoreductase activity, acting on paired donors, with incorporation or reduction of molecular oxygen. The record is from RefSeq and is a predicted model, not a curated record. Lineage: Eukaryota; Viridiplantae; Streptophyta; Magnoliopsida; Solanales; Solanaceae. Bases 95 to 1600 code for a protein of 501 amino acids.
AUGAUGCUGACAAUUUGUACGGCAUAAAUCAAUGUAUUCUAUAUAUUGAGUGUCUAAUUUCUCAUCCAUCCUGUUUUGCUUAAUUAUUCAGCUUAUGGAGUUGCUAUUCAUCAUCACUUCACUAGUGUUAUUCCUUUCUUUCAUCCUUCUUUUAAGGAAGCAAUCAAAAAUCUUCAACAAAAAAUUGCCUCCAGGGCCAUGGAAGUUACCUUUUAUUGGAAACUUGCACCAGUUAAUGAAUGGCCGCCUUCCACAUCAUACUUUCAGAGAUUUAUCGCGAAAAUAUGGGCCCAUUUUUCAUUUACGUCUUGGAGAAGUAUCACACGUUGUUGUAUCUUCACCUGAUACAGCAAAAGAAAUCAUGAAAAUUCAAGACCUUCAUUUUGCUACUAGGCCUCAAUUAUUGUUCGGUGAAAUUAUUAUGUAUAAUCACUCGGAUAUUGGAACAUGUCCAUAUGGUGAUUACUGGAGAAACAUGCGCAAAGUGUGCACCCUGGAACUUCUUAGCACAAAGAUGGUCAGAUCAUUUGAUUCAAUUCGACAAGCAGAGAUGUCAAGUCUUAUUUCAUCGAUUAAUUCCAUGCCUGAUUCAUUAAUCAACUUGACAGAUAAGAUAUUUUGGUUUACAGGUCCUGUAACUUGUAGAUCUGCUUUUGGAAAAAUAAUUCAUGGUCAAGAUAAGUUGAUAAUGUUGUUGAAGGAUAUCACUUUAUUAGCUGGUGGAUUUGACUUGACUGAUGUAUUUCCUUCCCGAAAAUGGCUUCAUGGAAUUUGUGGAUUGAAGUCGAAAAUAUUGAAGGUUCACAACGAAAUGGAUGCAAUAUUGGAAAAUAUCAUUAAUGAACAUUGUAGAAAUCGAGCAAAUGGUAAGAAGGGUAAUAGUGAAUCUGAAGGUGAAGAUUUAAUCGAUGUUCUACUGCGAGUCAUGGAGAGUGGCGAAUUGGGAACUCCCAUCACAAAUAAUAACAUCAAAGCAGUUAUUUUUGACAUGUUCUUAGCAGGAGCUGAAACAUCAUCUACAACAAUUAUUUGGGCAUUUGCAGAAAUGAUAAGAAAUCCAAGUAUCAUGGCUAAAGCACAACUUGAAGUUAGAGAAGUCCUUAAGGGGAAGAAAGUAUUUGAGGAUAUUGAUUUAGAAGAAUUGAAAUAUCUAAAAUUAGUGAUUAAAGAAACAUUAAGGUUGCAUCCACCUCUUCCUUUGUUACUCCCAAGGGAAUGUAGAGAAGAAACAAGGAUUGGCGAAUACACAAUACCUAUCAAAACCAGAGUCCUAGUGAAUGCAUGGGCAAUCGGAAGAGAUCCUAAAUAUUGGCAUAAUUCAGAAAGCUUUAUUCCUGAGAGAUUUGAUAAUAGUUCUAUUGAUUUUCGAGGAAAUCAUUUUGAAUUCAUUCCCUUUGGUGCGGGAAGAAGAAUGUGUCCAGGGUGGUUAUUCUGCUUAAUGAACGUAGAACAUUCUUUAGCUCAAUUGCUUUAUCACUUCGAUUGGAAGAGUCCUUACGAAGGCCCUCUAGAGAAUUUUGAUAUGACGGUAACAAAUGGAGCAACUGCAAGAAGAAAGGAUGAUCUUUGUUCAAUUGCUACUCCUUUUGAUCUCUCUUAAUAGUAGAAAUAAACUUUAGAACUUUGUUCCUUUAUUUCAAAUAAUUGUGCAUUUCUCUGGUUGCAACUUGUUUAGAAAUUCAAGAGAAUGCUGUUGUUGCAGUUUACUUUCUUAUAGAUACUUUGUUCCUUCUUUCCAGAUCUACUAUAAUAGACCAACAUUACCCAUGGUAUG